AGCUAGUCUUGUGAUAAUUAACCCCCGCGUGUGUGUCAUUUCCCAUUUCUGAAGGAUGAUGAGUAGCCUUCUUGACUUCUUCUUUCCUUGUGGAGCUUUUUAACCACGGAUUAACGCGGCCUUAAUAUACACGGUUUGGUAUAGAGUUUUGAGGCUCCCAUCGACGAUCCGCACCAGCCAGUAGCCAUGCCAUUUACGGUUGGAUGGUAACGGAUCAUGGCCCUAGUUAGUCUCUUCACAAUCUAAUUAGAUUUUUAUAUACUUUUAGUUCAACGUUGUAUAAGAUUAGAGCUCGGCCGUUAGUUUAUCUAGUACAAAUUUUAAUGCUAUUUACCACUGGGUAAAGAAGCUAGCAUAUAACCGCAGCAUCUGAACGUGCCAAGAUUACUUUUAGCUAGGUUCCAAGCAGCCGAAGAUGACACGGUCGACUGCUUCUAGAUAUGCAAUGUCUCCGUCUGCUGCACGAUUUUUUUCAGCUCUAUGGGACCAGCCCCCAGCCCCUGCUCAAAAGAAAGUGGAGCUUGCCAUUGGCUCAGGGCUUUGGCAGCGGCAGCAGGGAGAGCCUCGGGAGCGCGGGGUCAUCGCUCCGGCCUGCCUGCUUCCGAUCUCCAUGCUGAACAAGAGCGUCAGGCCGGGCGGCGCACGGUUGCUGUGCCGGAGGAGGAGCUCAUCACUCCUGUAAGAGAGCUUGAGCCAGCAGCUGGCUCUAGUUCAGGCGCAAAGCUCGCAAGCAGCUAGAUACCAGGCGAGAAGAAGCUAGCAUCGGUACGGUCACAAAGGUAGCAAGCAAUUCAUCAGCCCAUGGACAACCAGCCGCUGCCCUACUCCACCGGCCAGCCCCCGGCGACCGGCGGGGCCCCGGUGCCCGGCGUGCCUGGCGCUGCCGGGCCCCCGCCGGUCCCGCACCACCACCUGCUCCAGCAGCAGCAGGCCCAGCUGCAGGCGUUCUGGGCGUACCAGCGGCAGGAGGCGGAGCGCGCGUCGGCGUCGGACUUCAAGAACCACCAGCUGCCGCUGGCCCGGAUCAAGAAGAUCAUGAAGGCCGACGAGGACGUGCGCAUGAUCUCCGCCGAGGCGCCCGUGCUGUUCGCCAAGGCCUGCGAGCUCUUCAUCCUCGAGCUCACCAUCCGCUCCUGGCUGCACGCCGAGGAGAACAAGCGCCGCACCCUGCAGCGCAACGACGUCGCCGCCGCCAUCGCGCGCACCGACGUCUUCGACUUCCUCGUGGACAUCGUGCCGCGCGAGGAGGCCAAGGAGGAGCCGGGGAGCGCCCUGGGGUUCGCUGCGGCGGCAGGGGCCGGCGCGGUCGGGAGCGGCGCGGCGGGCGGCGCCCCGGCCGCCGGGAUGCCGUACUACUACCCGCCGAUGGGGCAGCCGGCGCCGAUGAUGCCGGCCUGGCACGUUCCCGCCUGGGACCCGGCCUGGCAGCAAGGGGCGGCGGCGGAUGUCGAUCAGAGCGGCAGCUUCGGCGAGGAAGGGCAAGGGUUUGCAGCAGGCCAUGGCGGCGGUGCCGCUAGCUUCCCUCCUGCUGCACCUCCGAGCUCCGAGUGAUCUGCGCGCUCCUACGCGAUGGCUUAGCUAAAUGUGCAAUGCACUUGCAGUGAAAGUCGAUUGUUCAAUGCGUCGGGCACGGUGUCUAUAGCAAGCAUGGUAAUUAGUCGAACAACAUACAGAACGAAUAAGUGGGAGAGCUGACUGGAGUAAGUUGUACAUGCACGUGAUGUGCUGAUUAAUCAAAGAUUAACAUGCAGUUUUAAUUACUCGUUACUUGGUUA
Panicum virgatum (switchgrass) is the source of this 1775-nucleotide messenger RNA. Its product is annotated as nuclear transcription factor Y subunit C-2. Bases 802 to 1551 code for a protein of 249 amino acids. Gene Ontology annotation, cellular component: nucleus. NCBI's taxonomy places the organism in Eukaryota, Viridiplantae, Streptophyta, Magnoliopsida, Poales, Poaceae. The record is from RefSeq and is a predicted model, not a curated record. Gene Ontology annotation, molecular function: DNA-binding transcription activator activity, RNA polymerase II-specific; DNA binding; protein heterodimerization activity. The transcript has 2 exons. Gene Ontology annotation, biological process: regulation of DNA-templated transcription.